AUGGAAACUACAGUGAUUAGCACUACGGUGACAACAACGGUACCGAUCCUGGUGUCUCCUCCGAAGCAAGAACGUUUUCGUAAUGGUGGAAAUAAUAACAACAACAAUGGUGGCCGCGGUUCUUAUCGACGUUACAGUCGGUCGCGAUCAAGAUCAAGAGAACGCGGUCGAGAUCAAAACUAUCGCAUGAAUAGACGUAAUUCACGUUCAAGAUCACGUGAACGUGGUGGCGGCGGUGGUGGCUACAGAUAUGACAAUAAUAACGACAAUGAUUUGUAUCGUGAUAUUAUCAAUCAAGACUAUCAGGAUGAUAGAAAUUCGGGUAAUAAUUCACGCGGUAAUAGUAAAUUUCGUUCACGUGGCAAUGAAGAUGAUUAUUAUGAUGAUGGUGGUGAUGAGCGUUAUUACAAUGAUAGAUCAAGAGGAAAUCGUGAUCGUGAUUAUGACAAUCGCGAUAGAAGAGACCGUGAUGGAGGAGAUAGGGAUAAUAAAAAUUAUGGUGGAUCUCGAGGUGGUAACGGCAACAAUAAUAAUCGCCGUUAUAACACCGAUGAUCGCGACAGCGAUGACAGUGAUGAGACCAUGAGUGCUCAAUAUUAUAGCAGUCAAAAUCAAAAACCCUCAAGUACAAUUAUUGCAUUUGGUCUGCAGCCACAUAUCACCGAGGCAGAUAUCAUGAGCUUAUUGAUUAAGGCAGAAAUGGCCCCAGCCGCUAUACGUCUGAUACGUAAACGUACAACAGGUAGGUUUCAUUAUCAACGAUAUAUGUUUUUUUGA
Molecule: messenger RNA, 777 nt
Organism: Musca vetustissima
Lineage: Eukaryota; Metazoa; Arthropoda; Insecta; Diptera; Muscidae
Exons: 5
Coding region: 1-777 (258 amino acids)
Source: RefSeq, a predicted model, not a curated record